Molecule: messenger RNA, 1206 nt
Organism: Postia placenta MAD-698-R-SB12
Lineage: Eukaryota; Fungi; Basidiomycota; Agaricomycetes; Polyporales; Adustoporiaceae
Exons: 4
Coding region: 1-1044 (347 amino acids)
Source: RefSeq, a predicted model, not a curated record
AUGCUCGACGCAGACGACACAGUCGACGAGGAAGGCUUAGCGCGCUUGACGGAAAGCUUCCACUCAGAGGGCGGACGCGGGCGGGGAAAGAAAGUGUCGUGGAGCCAAGAGCGGCGCGCGGAGAGCCUCGGUCGCAGUCGUCAGUCCACAACGUCCCCGCCGAGCCGCAUGCACGCCUCACUCACGAUGACCGUCCCGCCAGGCGCCGCGGAGGAACUCGAUGCGCUGGUGCGGGGGAGGUCGCAGUCGCGUGACGCAAGCGGCAAUGCGGAUUGGCUCGCCUCGAAUAGGCGAAGCUCUCGCGCGAGUCGAAAGGGUGCCGGGAUGGUCUUCCUGGGUGUAUGGGCGCUCUUCGGCAUUGGGUCACUGGCGGGUGGCCAACGAGGUCUUGUGCCUAGCAUGGAAUGGAGCGUCGGGCGAGUGUUGACCAGCGCGGACAUGACGGUACCAAGCUUAGCAGGCAUAGAGUCCGCGGGCUACUCCGACAACCAGUCCCCCCAAUUAAACGAGGGUAUGGUCAUCCCUCUUCUCGUACGCGCCGAACUGCCCGAGGACUUUGGUGCUUCUGAUCAACCCGAACGGUCGACCGAAUUUAUCAUCGGUCGUGUAUCCGCCUGGGUCUGUACUACUCUAUACCUCACGUCACGAUUACCCCAGAUCUGGAAGAAUUUCAUUAGAAAAUCCGUCGAGGGUCUAUCAGUAUAUUUAUUCAUUUUCGCAUUCCUUGGCAAUCUCUUCUACGUCGCGUCGAUUCUCACGUCGCCAAAACUCGGACUUCCUGAAGCAGAAGCAACCGCUUUUAUUAAAGAGAGCAUUCCGUACCUACUUGGAAGCGGAGGGACCCUCAUGUUCGACAUAACAAUCGUCACACAAACCUUCUUGUACCGACCGAAGGCACACGGCCGCGGGCGGAGAGCCUCUCGCUCGAUUACCGAGGAGGAAGAAGGCCUCCUGAGUGCUGGCGUUACAGGCGCUCUCGACUCUGGUACACCUUCCCGUCGGCGAACAGGGAUGUCCGCGGAUCCCGACUCCACCAACGGAUAGAAGCCCCGUGGCGCUCUUGCAUAUCUGUUCUUGUCCUCGUCGCGGUCGGCGCCAGCAUAUCUCGAGCGAUGCUAGACGUGUAAUAUACACCACGCAUCGACGCUGUGCAUUGUGUAUAGUAGUAUUUAGUCUAAUCGUCUAGCCACGAAUGCUCUCAAUCCC